UUUCCCCCCAAGAACUGGACCCCGGUGGUCAGGGCCCAUAAUCCCAGCAGCUUGGGAGGCUGAGGCAGGAGGAUCAACAGUUGGAGGCCAGCCUCUGCGACCAGCCAGGCCCUCGGCAGCUUAGCAAGACCUGUUUCUAAAAGGGAAAUAUAAAAAGGGCUGGGGACGUGGCUCAGCGGUUCAGUGUCCCUGGGUUCAGUCCCUGGUGCCCACCCCCCCCCCCCCAAAAAAAAAAACAAAAAAAAAAACAACAGGUGGCAGUGGGGAGAGGCUUGGGGACACAGGGUGGGGGGCCUCAGGCAGCCCCGUCCCCAGCCCUAUUUUGCAUUUUAUUUAGAGACAGGGUCUCCCUGAGCGGCUCAGGGCCUCGCUGUGGCUGAGGCUGGCUUUGAACUCGCCAUCCUCCCGCCUCAGCCUCCCGAGCGAGCACCUGGGAUUAUAAGCAUUCCCGCUCUUGAAGCCACUUCUAAGCCGGGUAGUUCAUGCAUCUUGCGGUUCUGGGUUUUAUUUGUGACGCAUGAACCGAGGUGAGCUAUUUUUAGGUUUCUGGGGGGGGGGGGGCAGUAAAAGACCCCUAAUUUUUUUUUUUUUUUUUCUUUUUCUGCUUUUGUUUAAACCUGCUCGAGGCCGACUUCCCGCCAUGGAGGUGGGAAUUUGAGGUUCUCGGAUGGGAGAAGACGUUUGAAUUCUGUUAAAAAAAAACUCAAGCUCGUGGGGGAGCAUUUAAUUUGCAAAAAAAUAAAAAUAAAACUUAAUAUAUAUAUUUAUUUUUUUUUUUUCCGGAAUUGGCUGACGGGAAGGGUCCCCCCGGGAACCGGGAUAGGCGCUGCUAAAUGUAGGACCGCUUUUCCCGUUGGGGACGUUGCUCCAUUCCGUAAGAGCGGGAACGCAGAGCUCCCUGGUCCCCAGGCACCCAGCUCCUUGUGCGAGUUGGGAGCGCCCAGGGUGCCCAGGGGGCUGGGCUAGGGACAGGCUCAGGUGGACAGCGGCACUUUUGGUAUCUCGCGACAAUGUUGGGAUUUUGCGCUUCUUGCCGGUUUCCCCUUGCCUUCCUGGAAGCUCAGACCUUGGACUCUGCUCAAUCAACCAGAGACGCAAAGCCGCCGCUGCUGCUGUCUGCUGCGCGUGCCUCCGUCCCAGGACCCUCGGGUCUGCCCACAGGCUGGUCCUCGCUGGCCUUAAAGGACACCUGUCCCGGCCACUCACAGUUCAGUUUUCUGCCGGCAGCCGGACCGCGUGGCCGUCGUGACGGGAGGCACGGAUGGCAUCGGUUUCGCCACCGCCAAGUACCUGGCCAGGCUGGGCAUGCACGUCAUCAUAGCUGGGAACAAUGACGCCAAAGCCCAAGAAGUCAUCCGCAAGAUAAGAGAAGAGACCCUGAACAGCAAAGUCGAGUUUUUGUACUGUGACCUGGGCUCCAUGACAUCCAUCCGGCAGUUCGUCCACAAGUUCAAGAUGAAGAACGUCCCGCUGCACGUCCUGGUGAACAACGCUGGCGUGAUGAUGGUCCCCCAGCGGCAGACCAAGGACGGCUUCGAGGAGCACUUGGGGGUCAACUACCUGGGCCACUUCCUGCUGACCAACCUCCUGCUGGACACGCUGAAGGAGUCGGGCUCCCCGGGCUGCAGCGCCAGGGUGGUCACCGUGUCCUCGGCCACCCAUUACGUCGGGGAGCUCAACCUGGAUGACCUUCAGGGCAGCCGCGGGUGCUACUCGCCGCACGGAGCCUACGCGCAGAGCAAACUGGCCCUGGUCCUCUUCACCUACCGGCUCCAGCGGCUGCUGGCCGCCCAGGGGAGCCACGUGACCGCCAACGUGGUGGACCCCGGGGUGGUCAACACGGACCUCUACAGGCACGUCUUCUGGGGCACACGUCUGGUCAAGAGGGUCCUCGGCUGGCUCCUCUUCAAGACACCUGAGGAAGGAGCGUGGACCACCGUCUACGCGGCGGUCACCCCGGACCUGGAAGGAGUUGGUGGCCGCUACUUGUACAACGAGAAGGAGGCCAGGUCCCUGCAGGUCACCUACGACCAGAAGCUGCAGCAACAGCUGUGGGCCACAAGCUGUCAGCUGACCGGCCUCCCCGACGGGAGCCCCGGCGCCAUCUUGAGAUAGCUGUGGCCCUGGGGCUCUGCGGCCCGGCUUUGUAGGAUCUCCGCCACCCAAAGGGACACUGGAGGUGACCACUCGUUGGUGGUCCUCAGCCUUAAGUCCUGGGAUGCCCAAGUGCCAAAUUGUCACGGGUGCCACGGGUCAUUAAAUCCUUCCACCUCCGUG
Messenger RNA from Marmota monax (woodchuck), 2277 nucleotides. RefSeq names its product dehydrogenase/reductase X-linked (gene Dhrsx). The transcript is spliced from 7 exons. The record is from RefSeq and is a predicted model, not a curated record. The coding region runs from base 1306 to 2115 and encodes 269 amino acids. NCBI's taxonomy places the organism in Eukaryota, Metazoa, Chordata, Mammalia, Rodentia, Sciuridae.